GCCAUCGCCUUCCGCCGUGGCCCUGUCUGUCCCCCGGUUCCAGCAUCCUCGGUACCGGGGCCCGGCACGGCAGCAGCACCACAAGGAAGGCGCAAACCGCCGAAUCGAAGCAGUCGGCAGGCAUCUCUCGCCUUCCAGAAAGCUCCCCUCCUCCUCCUCCCGGCCCGUCUUCCAUUCUCUCCUCCUCCGGCACACCCUCUCCGCCUCCCUGCCUCGCGCCCGCAUUUCCUCCUCUCCGGCGGUCGUUGUAACACCAACAACGCACGUCAGCGGAAUGCUCUGCCUCACGCCGUGCGCGCCGUGCCCCCACAGGCCAAACGCAAGGGCCGGCACCGGCGCCGGCGACAAUGCGCACCGCGUAACGCUGUGCCGCCUUAGGACGCUAGGAGCGGUGGGGCGAUUGCGGCUCGUCAAGUUCCAGAGCUGCGCGGCUGCGGCGCCGGCCCCUCCGGCGGGCCGGCCCGUAAAGCCGUUCCCACCGGUGCCUGCGCGGACGACGGCCGAGAGGUGGGGGUCUCUGCGGGAGAUGCGACGGGUGUGGUGGGUGUGCGGGGUAGGGUACUGGGUGCAGGGGUUCCGCUGCUUCCCAUGGCUGGCGCUGAACUUCCACCUCACGCGUGGGCUCGGGCUCAACCCCGCCGCCCUCCAGCUCGUGCAGAACGCCGGUAACCUUCCUCUCGUCGCCAAGCCGCUCUUCGGGGUCCUCUCCGACGCUGUGUACAUCGGCCGCGCACACCGCCUCCCCUACAUCUCCAUCGGAGUGUUGCUACAGCUUGUUGCUUGGGGAACACUUGCAAUCAUGCCAGUUACAGGUGACACAUUUCCAACCCAAAUGGUAUGCAUUCUCAUUGGAAAUCUGGGAGCAUCUGUGACGGAAGUUGUAAGUGAUGCCGUUGUCACGGAGUUCAGCCGAACACAGAAGACAGGUGUACUGCAAUCUUAUGCAUUCAUUGGUCUGGCAGCUGGAUCCCUCCUAGGAAACUUGUCGGGUGGGUACGUUCUGUUGAGAACACAGGAACCCAAGACUAUGUUCACAGCAUUCUCAAUCCUCCUAGGCCUCCAACUGGCACUCUCUGUAAGCACAAAAGAGACACUCCCAAGCUCCCAUGAAAAUUCCAAAAAUCUUAUAAGAAGCUCUUUGGCAGCCAAUUUUCGCAAGCAAUUCUCAAACUUGUUGACAGCAAUCCAUGAGGAAAGGAUAUUUUACCCACUUGCAUGGAUCAUGACAUCGUUUGCUGUUGUGCCUAUUCUCUCUGGAACUAUGUUCUGCUUUCAAACGCAGUAUCUGAAGCUUGAUUCAUCAAUCAUCGGUCUUUCAAAAGUCAUGGGACAGGUCAUGGUCCUAUCUCUAACUGUUCUUUACAACCGCCAUCUCAAAAGGAUCCCUUUGAGGCAGCUUGUUAGUGGGGUUCAGAUAAUGUAUGCUUUGGCAGUUCUUUCAGAAUUGAUACUAGUGAAACAGGUAAACCUUAUGUUGGGGAUACCAAAUGAGAUAUAUGUGCUUUGUUUCUCAGCUCUUGCUGAAGCAAUCGCUCAGUUCAAGGUACUGCCCUUCUCGGUUUUGUUGUCAAGCCUGUGCCCACCUGGUUGCGAAGGAUCACUCUUCGCUUUCUUUACGUCUGGGUUGGUGUUCUCUGCAAUACUAAGUGGCGUGUAUGGUGUUGGAUUGGCUACGCUGAUUGGGUUAUCUGCUGGGGACUACUCGAAAUUGCCUUUAGGUAUUCUGCUCCAAACUUUGGCUGCAUUGUUACCUUUAGGAUGGAUAUCUCUUGUACCGGAAAACUGGACUGCCGAUGAUAAGGUUGUAAAGCAAGCAUUGACAUCCGACAGAGCUCAAACUUAAUGAUCUUCGUAGCUUAUCACACUGCAGAGGAAUUUCUCAGCCAGUCAACUCUAUCCAAUCAAAUGUAUAGCUAUCCAUAUUCUUUUGUUUCUAAUGUAUAGUUCUCUCAACUACUGUACGUCAUGCGGCUGAAAUGCUUCUGGCUGAAUACUUUUUCUUUGUUCCGCGACAUGAAAACCAAAGAAAUAUGAAAGUAAGUCUCUGGACAGUCAACAUUAA
Messenger RNA from Brachypodium distachyon (stiff brome), 2062 nucleotides. RefSeq names its product probable folate-biopterin transporter 8, chloroplastic. The transcript has 2 exons. Gene Ontology annotation, cellular component: membrane. NCBI's taxonomy places the organism in Eukaryota, Viridiplantae, Streptophyta, Magnoliopsida, Poales, Poaceae. The record is from RefSeq and is a predicted model, not a curated record. Bases 275 to 1843 code for a protein of 522 amino acids.